UUAGGCUCCCUUAUCUUUUGUGUAGGUAUCUAAAUAACACAUCUUUUUAGGGUUAUAAUUUCUUUUCGCUUUUUUAUUUAUUUUUCUUUUAGGGUUGGGUAUAAUUUGGCGGAGAAGGGUCAGAAGCAUUUCUGUUUACUCUUCGUAGCGACUCGAUCUCGCGCAGAUCAAUACUCUGGUGGUAGUUGGUUUUUGGAUCAGCAAGCGCCAUGGCAGUUGUUUUUCCCAGCCUGAGCACAGAAGAAGGCCUCAAGCAACUCGAUGAGUAUCUCCUUUCGCGCACCUAUAUUACUGGGCAUCAAGCUACACAAGAUGAUAUUACAGUGUUUGGUGCCUUGAGCAAAGACCCUGGAUCGAGCUUCCCUAAUGCAUCUCGUUGGUACAAUCAUCUCAGCGCUCUUCUGGCUUCAAGUUUUCCAGGAAAGAGUGUUGGUGUGAAAAUAGAGGGAGGAGCUGCUGCACCUGCCCCUGCCCCUGUAAAGGCAACCGAGGCUCCUAAAGAGGACGAAGAUGAUGAUGAUUUGGACCUGUUUGGUGAAGAGACUGAAGAAGAAAAAAAGGCAACAGAACAAAGGGAGGCAGCCAAAAAAACAUCAGCUAAAAAGAAAGAAAGUGGAAAAUCUUCUGUUCUAUUGGAUGUCAAACCAUGGGAUGAUGAGACGGACAUGCAGAAACUUGAGGAGGCUGUCAGAAGUGUGCAAAUGCCUGGCUUGUUCUGGGGUGCUUCAAAGCUUGUUGCUGUAGGAUAUGGAAUUAAAAAACUCCAGAUUAUGAUGACUAUUGAAGAUGAUCUUGUGUCUGUUGACAAUCUUAUUGAGGAUUAUCUCACAUCUGAACCUGCAAACGAACACAUUCAGAGUUGUGAUAUUGCUGCAUUUAACAAAAUCUAAUGAUGCAUCAAGCCUUUUUUGGUAGGGGGGAGGCAGAACAUUUUUCUCCUCGGGAGGGUUCUUAUAUUCUUCUGUAUUUGCAACUAGGAAAGCUACCAUCAAACAGAGUGUGUAUUAGAAACAUUCUUCGGCAUACUAUGAGUUUAGGGACAGACAUGUCCUUUCAUUGGAAACUAUAUAAAAUUUAUUUAUAUAUAAUGAAUUAAAAUAUAUUUGGUUUGGUCGUUAAA
Cryptomeria japonica (Japanese cedar) is the source of this 1120-nucleotide messenger RNA. RefSeq names its product elongation factor 1-delta. Gene Ontology annotation, biological process: translational elongation. Lineage: Eukaryota; Viridiplantae; Streptophyta; Pinopsida; Cupressales; Cupressaceae. Bases 210 to 890 code for a protein of 226 amino acids. The record is from RefSeq and is a predicted model, not a curated record. Gene Ontology annotation, molecular function: guanyl-nucleotide exchange factor activity; translation elongation factor activity. Gene Ontology annotation, cellular component: cytosol; eukaryotic translation elongation factor 1 complex. The transcript is spliced from 8 exons.